GAUGUAUCAUGGGUGUUACCACUAUACUCUCGUCUCAAAUAUCAGACGUCUACAUCCUCAGAUUUCGUAUCGCACGACCUGAGUGUCGACACGGUCUUUGAGGGACGUCAAUGUGAUCCAUCGAAUCUACCAUCGUAUCAACUAGAACUUAUCUUGCGGAAAUGGUCUCCUAUAGACGGGAGCCGCGAGUUCAGGUGUUUCGUUUGCGAAGGUUCAAUCCUUGCUCAAGUAAGACGAUGA
Molecule: messenger RNA, 240 nt
Organism: Suillus subalutaceus
Lineage: Eukaryota; Fungi; Basidiomycota; Agaricomycetes; Boletales; Suillaceae
Exons: 1
Source: RefSeq, a predicted model, not a curated record